ACCGUAUUUUCCUGCGUGAAAGUUUUUCUAGGCAACGCAAAUUCGCUCCUCUUCCCGCAUGGAAAUUCAAAUACUGGUAAUUCAGAUUCUCGAGGCCUUCUUACCAUAUAAGACUUAAAAGUAAGUGUAACUGGAAGUUGAAAUGGAAAAAAGAAGGAGUUUGACAAACCCCCGCAGUACGACAUGUCUGGUGUGCAAGACUUUAGCAGUGUACACUCUAGCCCAAGGGCAAGUAAGUGUAAUGGCAAUAUAAAUUUGCCGAAGCCAGCAAAAGCCCUUACAAAAAAGAGACGGGCGAACCGAUAUAAAAACUCACCGCCGUUUGUGCUUUCGCUUAGACGGGCACGAAACCGAGCCUCCCAAAAAGCGUGCCGCGCGCGCAAGGAACAGCGGAUCAAGGACCUGGAACAGCACAACGACCUUCUCAAAAAGGCUUAUCAGGCGCUUUACUCUCAGUACAUCGACCUUGAAACGCAGCAGCUGUUUAACCAGACAGCCAAUAAUAUAUACAGCGCUGCCCCGGCCAACGUGGAUCCCUCUGCUAUAACCAUAAUCCCUACCUCGCUUGAAGCAGAGUUGCAAUGGGACCAGGCCAUGUGGGAGGCUGACGAGUUUUUGGCGGGGUUGGUUGUCGCCCAGGCGACGACUCCUGGGGCAUCCAAUGAUGACGCGGACCUAACCUUAACCACCACCUCGACGUACGCGGACCCGACCGCUGUUGGCGACCUAACAAUGGAGCCCGCACUUCACGUCAACAUCACUGAGCUGCAGGAACACUCAUGAACCAAUACUAGAGGAACGUUUUCUCCUUUCUUUGCCAAUUUUACUAAACUGCGCUUAUAUUUAAAUGGUUAUAUGGCUACGUAAGGGUUUCGGGAUUCCGUUUAAAUAAGUACCUCGCCCGGUCUUUUUGGGGUAGCUUCGGAAACGGAAAUAUCUAAGCCAAUACACCCUUUACGCCGACAUACACACUAGCCUUAUGCCGGUUAUCAGGCUAUACAAUAAAAGCUUUUGUUUACGAAAAGCAUCGAUAUUAAAACUAG
Messenger RNA from Gaeumannomyces tritici R3-111a-1, 1043 nucleotides. RefSeq lists its product as hypothetical. The record is from RefSeq and is a predicted model, not a curated record. Bases 184 to 783 code for a protein of 199 amino acids. Gene Ontology annotation, biological process: regulation of DNA-templated transcription. Gene Ontology annotation, molecular function: DNA-binding transcription factor activity. NCBI's taxonomy places the organism in Eukaryota, Fungi, Ascomycota, Sordariomycetes, Magnaporthales, Magnaporthaceae. The transcript has 2 exons.